CCACGGUGCUUGGCCAUGUUGCUAUUAGAAACUGCCCUGCAAUGAGUAUAUUCAACGCUGCAAAGUAAACCGAACCCAGAGAGGCAGCCAUUGAACUGGUGCUGUUUGGCACGGCUGAUGGGCAGGUGAUUGUCAUGGAUUGCCACGGCAGGAUGCUGGCCCACGUCCUCCUGCACGAGUCAGACGGCGUCCUCGGCAUGUCCUGGAACUACCCAAUCUUCCUGGUGGAGGACAGCAGCGAGAGCGACACGGACUCAGAUGACUACGCCCCUCCCCAAGAUGGUCCAGCAGCGUAUCCCAUCCCAGUGCAGAACAUCAAGCCUCUGCUCACCGUCAGCUUCACCUCGGGAGACAUCAGCUUAAUGAGCAACUACGAUGACUUGUCUCCCACGGUCAUCCGCUCAGGGCUGAAAGGUACAGAAUGCUGCACACACCCCAAGCCUGCAGACCAGGCCUGCGUGUGUUUGCUUCAAGGCUGGUCUUGUACGCCCUGUGCUUACUGAUUCCUGUCCUCUGUGGUGACCCCUUCUGGGCUUCGUGGAGUCUGUUAACUAAAGCCGCUCCCUCUUCACUCCUUUGCUUAUCUGACAAGUCCGUACCUAGUCUUAUCUCAAAGGGAGAUUCCUGACAUUCAGUCUUUGUCUUAACCUGCUCUUUUCCUCACUAUGGCAAGAAUGAUCCUCUCUCAGGUGUACAAGUGUGUUUGUGUCUGGCUUACACGUGUCUACACAAUAAACGGAUUGCAGCACCUGCCAUCCCUGAGGGAGCAGAUGGCUCACAAGCCAUCAUUUACACAGAAGCCCCUGUGAUUUUAAGAACCUGGCAGGCUUAUUAAGGAGCUGAUCAUUGUGCGAUAAAGUUACGUUGAAAGACUUGUGAAGGUUCUGCAAUUACUAGACUGAGACAUUGAUGUGAAGGGCAGCAGUCAAGUGCUGAUACCUUCCUGAUAGAUAUUAUGAGUGUUGUUAUCUCAAAAGAAAAUCAGUGGGCAUAGGCAUUUGGAGUGUUGUGAAUUUUCUAAUUCGAGGCUACUGCUGAUGUUGUUGACUCCACUGAUGUUAGUUCUAUGGAAAAACAACCUGUCUCUUCAGGGUUGAAUGGUUAAAAAAGGUUUUAAAAUUCAGUACCUGGCUGCCUCUGACCCUUGAUGUUUAAGGGACCUCCUGUAAUCUGAAUGAGGAUAUAGGAGACAAGGCAGGAACUUUGGUAUAACUCGCUACUGUCAUUCAAAACUGGCCAUCAGUCUAGGGAGUCAUUACCGUGUGCUGCUGCUGCUGCUUGCCUGACUUAUUCAGCAAU
Molecule: messenger RNA, 1299 nt
Organism: Piliocolobus tephrosceles (Ugandan red Colobus)
Lineage: Eukaryota; Metazoa; Chordata; Mammalia; Primates; Cercopithecidae
Product: tubby-related protein 4-like
Exons: 3
Coding region: 135-503 (122 amino acids)
Source: RefSeq, a predicted model, not a curated record